CCAAAGGCUCAUAAUUUAGGGUUUAUCGAAGGUUUUGGGGAUAAAUUAAUAGAUCUUGCAAUCUAGAGAAAGAGAAGAACAAAAUAAAGCAAAGAUGUUCGGAGGAAUGUUCCAGAAGAAACCAAGCAAGGAAGAAGCUCUGAAGCAGCUUCGCUCCCAUGGAUUGAUGUUCGGAGCAUGGGUUGUUGCUAUUCGGGUCACUCCUUAUGUUCUUCAGUAUUUCCAGAAAGAGGAGAUCACUUUGGAUCUUUGAUUCACCCCCACCAAAAUUAAGUGACACAAGAGAGAGAUUGAAAAUGAAGGGAGAUAUUAUUUGUUUAGGUUGCCCAAGUUGUCGACAAAACUUAAGUAUUUUGUAGUUGGACAGGAUCUGUUCUUAAUUUUUUUCACUAGUUAUCCGUUAAAAUAAUUAUUGUGCGCUAAAUGUUUCUGGUGAAUUGUUUCGUACAAUUUUAGGCUUGACAAAGGUUUUUCUUUAUUUUUUCAUUGUGCUAUAAUGGGAGCUACUUGGCGAAGAA
Molecule: messenger RNA, 518 nt
Organism: Chenopodium quinoa (quinoa)
Lineage: Eukaryota; Viridiplantae; Streptophyta; Magnoliopsida; Caryophyllales; Amaranthaceae
Product: mitochondrial import receptor subunit TOM6 homolog
Exons: 2
Coding region: 95-253 (52 amino acids)
Cellular component (GO): mitochondrial outer membrane translocase complex
Source: RefSeq, a predicted model, not a curated record